This is a messenger RNA of Paraglomus brasilianum, 1439 nucleotides long. Lineage: Eukaryota; Fungi; Glomeromycota; Glomeromycetes; Paraglomerales; Paraglomeraceae. The record is from the annotation of a GenBank genome assembly.
AUGAGUAUUUGGGAUCGAAUGUUCGGAAAUGAUGAGCUUUCAAAGCAGCUUCAACAAUUGGUCGACGAAAUUGAGGAAAAACGGACAAAUGCUGAGAAUGAGUUUUCCGGAUCAUAUAAUACCAUUUAUCACCACUAUACGUCAAUCGUUGAUUCAUACAAUAACAUCUUGAAUGCUAUGGUCCGUGCUGAUCCCAAGAAGAUACAGCUAGCAAAAUUUGUGAAAAGCAGUUCUCUGAAAUAUAACCCUCAAUCUCCUCUUGCUAUGCAAGUUGUGAACUUGUCAGUCCACACCAUAUCGAGCUCUCUUACUUUCUCGCUAUUCAAGUAUCCGAGCGACAAGGUGCUUUAUAGAUCUAUCACGCUCGGAAAAGCUGUGGCUGUGAUGGCAGUCCUGGCUUUCGUCACGGACGUAAUUAGCGGUCUUGUAGACGCAUCGAAGGCGAGGGAUCAGUUGAGGGAUCUAAUUGCUAGAGCGCAGAAUGGACGUACUGAGAUUGAUAAUUAUGCGGCUGCGUUAGAUACAGAGGAGGAUCAUUUGAUUGAAGUAAUCAAUAGUUUUGUUAUUAAGACGGACUUCUUUACCAAUCUAUCGCAUCUGAUGCCACAAGGAACGGUUUAUCCAGAUCGUGAAAAGAGUACUGAUUUGGAUAGGGAGGACGUUUAUGUGAAGAUUCGUGCCGCAAUGUUGGAGUGCGAAAAAUUGUUUAUUGGUAUUCGUGACUUCCAACAAGGAGUUAGGGAAAUGGUUAAUGAUGGCUUAAGUGUCGACAUUAUUGCCAAAUAUCAGAACAAGGACAAAAACUUUAUCCGCACAUACCUAAUGUUUACUCACGUUGAAGAAGGAAAAAAUGAUCAACAGAUUAUGGACCUUUUGCAGCUCUCCUCACUUGACGUCCAAAUUGGAAGACUUGGCACCAUUGUAUUUGAACAUCCCGAAUGGAGCGUGGAACAAAUCUUAGCAAACAGUAACUAUUCUAGCGAUCAGCUGACGACGAUUGCGCAUGACAUGAAAUUGGAUCUCACCAAACAGAUCAAUGCAGCCAAGAAAUUGGUCAAAGAAACUGACACUUCCACGGCUACGUUCACUAUCCCAACUGCUAAUUUCCCGCUUUUCCUUUGGUCAAGUAAUAAUUAUAAUGGAUUUGUUGCGAGAAGUACUAAGGGUCAGCCUACCAAGUGGGCUGAUGUAAGGGCUACAAGAGAAGUGGGAAAAGAUACGUACGAGAUGACUCAGUAUUUCCAGUCCUUUAAGCUGUUGGCUGGAGAUAAGCUCUUAUUUUAUGCUCUUCCUAAGGAUGCAGCUGUGCUUGAUACACCUGCUCCUGCAGAUGCCAAAUUGAUUUCAAAGGCUACCGAGGUAUCUGAUAUCACAGCAUGGAUCUUGCAGCAGCAGGAUCUCGUGUCUUAUCUUCAAUUUAAAAGGAAUCCUAAUGUUCA